AUGACGGAAGAGGAGUGGCGAAAGGAGAAAGAAGAGGAUGCAGAUGGGGACCCAGCCCGGCAUUACGUUCUCCGUCCGCCUAAUCUUGCAAGCGACAAGGAUAAGCACAACACGAACGAAGACAGCGAGGAAGACGAGGAGGCAACAGAUGAAGAAAGCGACGAAGACGAGGAGGCAACAGAUGAAGAAGAAGGACCAGAAAACGAGAGCGACGACGCGGAUUUCUUGUUCAAUCGGGACCAGACUCUAGACACGGAAACCAAGCUCAAGGUGCGCGAAGCGCUGAAAACCCGAUGGCAGGAAUCAGGCGCUCUUGAUCACUUUUGGCACAGCGGCGACCGUGAAGGGCCUUUCGGACUCCAGAAACAGAAAUCACGAUACUCAUCGCGGGAUCUGCAGUAUGAAGACUUCGUGUAG
Alternaria viburni is the source of this 417-nucleotide messenger RNA. RefSeq lists its product as uncharacterized. The transcript has 2 exons. NCBI's taxonomy places the organism in Eukaryota, Fungi, Ascomycota, Dothideomycetes, Pleosporales, Pleosporaceae. The record is from RefSeq and is a predicted model, not a curated record. The coding region runs from base 1 to 417 and encodes 138 amino acids.